GUAUGUUCAGAUAUAUCUAUGCAUGUUUAAAGGAGCGGCAGUAGCGAGUAUCGGCUAUAGCGGGUACAUGUAAGAUGCGGAUAAUUUCCGGCCGGCACACGUGCUACGCUUUGCGCCUCGCUGCACACAGGCAUGCUUCGAUAGUCGCUAUUGCUGGAUCCCGCGCUGCUACUGGAUGCACGGCAUUGGUACGGGGCGUGCUAUCCCUUUUGAGCGUACAUCCACAUCCGGCGAUCUGCGAUUGUGCAUCGUGCGCGGGGGAUAUACCUAUGUACAAACAACGGACUGACAGUGGUACCGUCGUCAAUAUCCGAGUUACCGAGGUGUUCUUAUCGGCCGACCGUUUCGACCAACUGGAUUCCCAAAUCUUGGGAAAUUAUAUUGUGAUGUGCCGGCCAUAUGGGCGUCACAUAUCUGCAUUACUCGGAAUUAUUUGCUGAAUUCUGUGACUUUGUGAUGAACAUAAUACCUGUACUACUGUAUGGCCAUGAGCAGCUUACAUACGUAUAUGUUGUUCUCCAUCCUCCAUCCACCGUUAACAAUUUGCGAGGAAUAUAUUUAUUGUAUAUGCAGUGUCUUUCCAGCUGAUCGGACAGCCUACCCGUAGGCUGCGAGAUCUGUAGUCUAGCGGUGAAGGAUGCGCCCAGUGCCAGUGUGGCCGGCGCUGACCCGACUGCUGUUGACCUGUAUGUGUACCCUGCGCGGGACGCAGGGCCAGCCGCGGCGCGUGGUCUUCCUGUCGGUGCACGCGUGGACAUCGCUGCCGUACAGCGUCGACUACGUCGGCGCCCCCAUCGCCCUCGCCGUGGAGGAGCUCAACCGAGCGGCCGAGCUCCACAACCAGACGGACCGCUUCUCCGUCAUCAGCUGGAACAAGACCGCGCUGCGCACCUGCACCGACGUCCAAGUGGAGGCGGUGCCCUACGCCGCCGACGUGUACCUGCGCGGCAGCUGGCGACGUUCGCCCGACGACGUCUUCGUCAUCCUGGCACCUUCGUGCAGUGAAGCGGUGGCGUAUCUGGGCGAUCUCGCACGAGAGUGGAAUGUGCCGGUGAUUAGCUCCGGCGGCACGGACACGGUGCUGGACGACAAGCGGCGCUUCCCGACGCUGCUGCGGCUCAGUCCCUACCAGCAGCAGAUGCUGGCCGAGGUCAUCGUGGCGCUGCUGCGCUUCUUCCGCUGGACCGACGUGGCCCUCCUCUGCGACGAGGGCGCCACCGAGCUAAACACCUUCUCCCUCAUCUGCAAAGUGCUGCCGGUGUACUUCAAGAAGACGCCCGGCAUCGCGCCCGUCUUCCUCAAGUACAACUUCAAAACCAACCCCGACCACCGCCGCUUCCUCACCGAAGCGGCGCGGUCGGCCCGCGUGUUCAUUGUCAGCACGCACGGUUCCCGUCUGCGCCAGCUACUGAUUGUGGCGGAGCGACUGGGCAUGGCCAACGGGGACUUCGCCUUCAUUGGACUGGCGCCGUUCGUGUCUCCGUUCGUGGGCAAGAUGUCGUGGCAGUACGGCGACGCCGAUGACGCCGCCGCCUACCGCAUCUACCGCUACCUCCUCCUCAUCGCCUCCGUCCCCAGCCGGCAGACCGCCGCUCUGACGCUGUACCAGCGCAUCAAGGAGCGCAGCUGGACGGACUACGGACUGCGCUAUGAACCGGACGAAGAGGUGACGCUGUUUGCCAGCGGAUACUAUCUGGCCGUGCAGGUCGUGGCCCAGGUGCUGGCAGCCUUCUUUCCCGGCACGACCGCCGAUCGAACCGGGCCAGUCAGCGGAAUCGACCUGGCCCGCUCCACCUACAACCGCACGUUCGCCACGCAGAUGGGCGCGCUGCACAUCAACGCCCGCGGUGACCUCGACAACGAUUACGGCGUCAAGGCGCUGCUGGCAGGCAGCGAUCAGUUCCAGGUGGCCUUCCGCUGGAUGCGGGAGACCGGCGAUCUCGUCCCGGUCGACAACGCCCGCUGGCCGCUCAAUACGACGCCGCCGGUUAAUCGGCCGUGGUGCGGAUUCACUGGCCAGGAUCCGCGCUGCCGUAAUGAGACGAACAUCCUGACGUUGGCCGGGAUAGGCGUGGCGGCCAGUGUCGGCUGCCUAACCGUCAUCCUUGUCGCCGGAUGUGCCUGGAUUCGGUAUCAGCAGUCCAACAGCGUCGACUGGCUGGUGUCGCCGGCGGAAGUGCAGCAUUCUUCCAGAACCACCAAGACCCUGUCCGUGCUGACCAAGUCGCAGAUGCUGCGGGCGCCGAUGGUGGCGCACAUGGACGGUGGCCGUACGCGGGUGGCCACGUACCGCGGUCAUGCUGUAUGGUGCCGGGUAGUGGGCACGUUGAACAAGGCUACCAAGCUGCCUCGGGACUUUAUCCGCGACACCAACGUGCGUAGGAGAUUGAAGCAGUCUAGCCUGGCGGAGUUCAUGGGAGCCGUGGUGGAAGGCAGCUAUCUGCUGACACUGACCGAAUAUUUCGCCAAAGGAUCCCUCGACGACGUCAUCGAGCUGAAGCCGGCGUGGAUGGACGCGCAGCUGAAGAACGUCUUCCUCACCGACAUCGUCAACGGCCUGUCGGUGAUCCACGCGGCCGCGGACCUGCGCAGUCACGGCGCCCUGAAGAGCCCCAACUGCAUGGUGACUGGCCACUUGUCCAUCAAACUGGCCGACUUCGGCUACCCCGCCCAGCAGCUCUCCCGCCUCCGGGAGGCGCUGGCCAAGGAGCAGUACAACGGCCUCCUUUGGACGGCGCCGGAAGUCCUCCGUGCCCCGCGGACACUGUCGCCGGAAGCUGACAUCUACUCACUGGGGAUCGUCUUCCAAGAGGUCCUCCUCAUGGCCCGCCCCUUCGCUUCCGACCUGUCGGACGCGGAGAUCGUCCUGGCGGUGAAGAAGCCCUCGGAGCCGCCGUACCGCCCGGCGCUGGAGACGUCGGCGGUGGCGGCGGAGAUGGCGCAGCUGAUGGAGCGCUGUUGGGCGGAGAACUGCCGCGACCGACCCCGCAUCGGGCAGGUUAAACAGGUCCUGGCGCGCAUCAGCGGCCUGAAGCCGGGCGGUCACUUCAUGGAGAUGGUGAUGCGGAAGCUGCGGGAGUACGCGGAGGAGCUGGAAGAGCAGGUGGCGGAAAGGACGCAGGGGUUGCUGGCGGAGAAGAAGCGGUCGGAGGAUCUCCUGCGCAACAUGCUGCCGGGGAGUAUCGUAGAGGCGCUGGUGCGCGGCGUGAGCGUGGAGGCGGAGGUGUUCGCCAGCUGCACCGUGGCCUUCAGCGGCGUCGUCCACUUCGGGGCGUUGGUGUGCGGGAUGACGCCGUGGGACUGCGUGGCGCUGCUGAACGAGUUCUUCUCGGCCUUCGACCAGCUGAUCGGCGAGUACGACGCCUACAAAGUGGAGACCAUCGGCGACACCUACAUGCUAGCCAGCGGCGUGCCGGUUCGCAACGGCAACCUGCACGCGGAGCAGCUGGGCCUGCUGUGCUGCGGCGCGCUGGCACUGGUGGAGCGCUGCAGUUUCGCCGGGCGGAAGCUGCAGCUGCAGAUGGGCCUGCACUCCGGUCCCCUGGCUGCCGGACUGGUGGGGCUGCGCAUGAUGCGCUAUUGCCUGUUCGGCGACACGGUCAACAUGGCGUCGCGGAUGACCAGCACGUCGCUGCCGCAACGCCUGCAGGCUAGCGAAUCGUCUAAACUCAUUCUCGACACUUCGCAAGUGCUGCGCUGCCAGUCCCGCGGCACGGUGCAAGUCAAGGGAAAGGGCUUGAUCGAAACCUUCUGGAUUAGUCGCGGCGAUGGCUCAUGAUUGCCGGCUGUUUGCGGAUUGGCAACCCAGUGUUGACUACGAGCGGCGUAUAAAAGAUGCGCGCCAAACAACCGCGCGCCCUCAGGCU
Molecule: messenger RNA, 3866 nt
Organism: Paramacrobiotus metropolitanus
Lineage: Eukaryota; Metazoa; Tardigrada; Eutardigrada; Parachela; Macrobiotidae
Product: atrial natriuretic peptide receptor 1-like
Exons: 22
Coding region: 638-3778 (1046 amino acids)
Biological process (GO): protein phosphorylation; receptor guanylyl cyclase signaling pathway; cGMP biosynthetic process
Molecular function (GO): guanylate cyclase activity; ATP binding; protein kinase activity
Source: RefSeq, a predicted model, not a curated record